CAACUCCCAUAAUGCAGUGCGUUUUCAAAAUGUCGCCCUCCUUCGUGACCUGACUUCUGUGCCACCAGACAACAAAGCAUAGCUUAAUUUAGCAAAUCAGACGGUCUAAAUAAAUAAUUCUAUUUACUGAAGCAUGAGACUUCUGAUUACAGUUGCCAGACGUAUUCAUAAACGGCCGCUGUACACUCCCACAUCAUGUCUAAGUUCGGCAGCGAGUUGCUCCGGGGCUGCUACGAACAGCAGCCUGCAGUUCAGAGAUGACCAACUGGUCUGCGGUUCGACCGGAGAGCUGGUCCAGAGGCUUCGCGGUCAGGUGGAGGUGAGGACGGAAUUCAUAAGUGAGGAAGAGGAGGGUGCUCUCAUGAAAGAACUUGAGCCUGGGCUGAGGAAGAAACGAUACGAGUUCGACCACUGGGACGAUGCGAUUCAUGGUUACCGGGAGACAGAGCGUGCUCAGUGGGGAGCAGUGUGUGAGGGGGUGAUGGAUCGCCUCCGAGCUGUGGCUUUCUCUGAGGGCAGCCCUCUCCUAGGCCCUGUGCAUGUCCUGGACCUGGACAAGGCUGGAUACAUCAAACCACACAUCGACAGUGUCAAGUUCUGUGGCAGCACUAUAGCAGGGCUGAGUUUGUUGUCAGACAGUGUGAUGCGCUUGGUGAGGGAGGAUGAACCCGCUGAAUAUCUGAACUUGUUUCUGCCCCGUCGCUCUCUCUACAUACUCAGAGAGUUCCCCGCCAUCGCCGCAUCUCUGUCAUCUGCCGGAACCUUCCUGUUUGAAGCAUGAGAGCCAAGAGGGACACAACUGUGACAGUCUCACUGGCAGUAGCCAGAGCUCGGUAUUUUAAAUGUCAAGAAUGUCACUAUGUUAAAAUUUGAUGUACACUCUUUCUCACUGUGCGAGAGACUGUUGGGAAAGAUGAUUUAGAUGUUUCCCUUAUCAGGUUUCAUUGGAGCACUUCAUAAUAACUACCUGUACAGGAUUUGAUUCUGAAUUAAAUGUUGGGAAGGCAUUCAGGUAUGAUGCAUUUCUAAGGGUCAUAAUGCAUUACAAGACUUGUCAUAAGUAUCUAUGGACUUCUUAUGCUAAUUAAUAUUAUAUAAUGAAUCUGAGUUAUUAGCCUUUUCAAAAAUGCCAUGUAGAUAGGCAAGAUGAUAAUUUGUAGGAGAAGCAGUUGAAGGAGAACCUGCAUUUUCUGGUGAGCUUCACUAUCCAAGAUCUGUAUUAGGUCAUUAUCAAGUGCGUUGAAUUCUUAGAGCUAAAUGGAUACUUCAAAUAGUUAUAGCCCUAUAUUCGACACCACUUCUAGAAGGCUACAAUGCGGAGCCUGGAAAUAACUGGUGCCAUUUUUUAAAGAAUACUUGUUAACGACAACUCCAGUUACUGAAGGCGUAUCUAUAAUCUGUAACUCUUUGUUCAUCCAUCUGAAUUGUUUAAUGUGUAGAUAUCUGUGUAGAAAACGUCUGAGCCUAAAUCUUCUCCAAACCGGCACCUAUAACCAGAGGAGUCAUGCCCAUAGGGGGCACAAGGGCACGUGCCCCCUCAGAUUUGUCCUGUUAAAAAAUCUAUAUAAUAAUUAAAUGAAUGACUAAACUUAAUUUUCAGCCCACAUUUUGUCAUAAUUGUUUAUAAUAAAAAAAAAGAUCUGUCAGUGGUAUUUAGUAUUUUAUUAGGAUCUCCAUUAGCUAUUGCUAAAGCACCAGCUACUCUUACUGGGGUCCACAAAAACAUGAUGUAAUACAUCACAAGGAUAGAACUACAAUACAUGCAUUUAUAAUAAUACACACAUGAUUCAUACUGAAUGCAAGUGCAAUACACAAAAAUGGAAAUUAAAUAACAAGGUUCCCCUGACGUGAAUAUAUCAACCUUGUUUUGCUAAAUUCCCCUGAUGUGAAUAAAGCUACUUUGUUUCUACA
Oncorhynchus kisutch (coho salmon) is the source of this 1911-nucleotide messenger RNA. RefSeq names its product alkB homolog 7 (gene alkbh7). The coding region runs from base 134 to 781 and encodes 215 amino acids. NCBI's taxonomy places the organism in Eukaryota, Metazoa, Chordata, Actinopteri, Salmoniformes, Salmonidae. The transcript is spliced from 4 exons. Gene Ontology annotation, cellular component: mitochondrial matrix. Gene Ontology annotation, biological process: DNA damage response; fatty acid metabolic process. The record is from RefSeq and is a predicted model, not a curated record.